Trichoplax adhaerens is the source of this 1446-nucleotide messenger RNA. RefSeq lists its product as uncharacterized. Gene Ontology annotation, cellular component: membrane. Gene Ontology annotation, biological process: sodium ion transmembrane transport. NCBI's taxonomy places the organism in Eukaryota, Metazoa, Placozoa, Uniplacotomia, Trichoplacea, Trichoplacidae. The record is from RefSeq and is a predicted model, not a curated record. The transcript has 6 exons. Bases 1 to 1446 code for a protein of 481 amino acids.
AUGAAACAGGAAGAUCAAAAACGAGAGAAAUGGGAUAAUAAAGUCCAAGCUUUCUUGUCAUUAAUUGGUUUUGCUGUUGGUGUUGCUAAUUUCUGGCGAUUUCCUUAUAUGUGUCAAAAAAAUGGCGGAGGAACUUUCUUAAUUCCUUAUGCUGUCAUGACACUUAUCAUCGGCUUUCCUCUAACUUAUAUUGAAUUAUUGGUUGGCCAAAAAUUUCAAAAGGGCCCAUUAUUAGCUUGGGGGGCCAUUUCUCCUUAUGCUCGUGGUAUCGGAAUCGCUUCAUGUAUUUGUUGUUGCAUUGGAGCUUCUUACUAUGCUGCUGUCUUGGGCUAUAGUAUAUUUUACUUUUCCAAUUCCUUCCGAUCUCCAUUGCCUUGGAGCCAAUGUCCAAUUAUUCGUAAUGAAUCCAAUUUUACUCAUGCUAAGGUUGAUCCUGAAUGCAGUAUAGCUCAACCAGCGGUGUAUUAUUUUUAUAAGGAAACGCUCGAUGCAACCCAUUCUAUCAAUGAUGGCGGCGGUAUUUACUGGAAAGCCAUAAUUUGUUUAGCUGCGGGAUGGAUAAUCCUUUAUUUCUGUUUGAUGCAAGGGAUCAAAUCAAGUGGCAAGGUAGUGUAUGUUACUGCAACACUUCCGUAUGUCUUUUUAAUUGCUUUCUUGGUCCGUGGUAUGACGUUGCCUGGCCAUGAGAAUGGCUUAGCAGAACUUAUUAGGCCUAAUAUAACUGCUCUCCGUAAUCCUUACGUUUGGAAAGACGCAGCGGCGCAAAUUUUCUACUCACUAGGGGGCGGUUUCGGUGCUUAUAUCGCCUUAGGCAGUUAUAACCCGCCGCAAAUGAAAACUGCUAGAUAUGCAGUUAGUGUGGUCCUUAUUAAUGCUCUAACAUCUCUACUAGCCGCUACAGUAGUCUUUAGUAUUCUCGGGUCUUCGGCAACCCAGAUCUUUAAUCAGUGUUUGAAAACGGCUUCGGUCAAUCCUGCAACGUUUAACGGCACAGAAUAUGGAUCUUGUAGCAUGAGAAAAAUCCUACUUAGCGUAAGUGAAAAUAAAAUACCUGCAACCCCCAAGAUACUGCCAUUUGGACAAGGUCCUGGCUUAGCCUUUAUUGCAUUUUCAACAGUUUUACAACAAUUCCAUGGUGCCCAAGUUUGGUCUGCUCUCUUCUUCUUCAUGUUGUUUACGAUGGGGAUCGAUAGUUUAUUUGGAAUUAUAGAAGUGGUCUCCACGUCUAUUCGCGAUACUCGCUUCUUUAGUAGGUGGCCGAGACAAAUUGUGCUAGCUUUACUUUGUAGCUUAUUCUUUGCAAUUGGCUUAAUCGUUGUCCAAAGAUCUGGUGGAUAUUAUUUAGAAAUUGCAGAUAAUCAUUUUAUAGCUUUGGCAUUGCUGGUGAUUGCAAUGAGCGAAUGUAUCGUUGUUGCCUUCCACGAUUCGUAUCACAGGUUAGCAUAA